This is a messenger RNA of Aspergillus neoniger CBS 115656, 442 nucleotides long. RefSeq lists its product as uncharacterized. Bases 150 to 383 code for a protein of 77 amino acids. NCBI's taxonomy places the organism in Eukaryota, Fungi, Ascomycota, Eurotiomycetes, Eurotiales, Aspergillaceae. The transcript has a single exon. The record is from RefSeq and is a predicted model, not a curated record.
CCUUAUCAGAAGAAGACCAAAAGAUGUGUCAAAAGAUUCCAGGUUCAACCCUUUCUUUGAGGGUAGAAAAGGCAAAUUGCCUUGCGUGGGAUAAACGCUUCCGUUGGUCAUGGACAAGACGGGUAAAGUAAGUUACAGACAGAACGGUAAUGACGGGAGGUUCACCGACGGGGGCGAGUGGCAAGUCCGACCGUGGAUUUCGUACGAGUUAUUCAUGGUUGAAUAAUGAUUGUGUGCGACAAAACAAGUCCGUCUUUCUCUUCUUCAUGGCUCUUUUUUUCCCCUUUACUCCCCUCCAGCCCGGCCACUUAUCUGAUUCUUUUUUUUGCACGUGCAUGAAAUCCAGUUCAUCCCCCAGCUGUCUUGACUGGAGUUACAGCUAAAAUUCAGCACACCCGCCCUCGUCUAAAUAGGACUUAUCUCCUGCUCUCACGCCCACCCG